UCGCUCGCCCUCGCGCGUCCCCGGCGCCGGCGGGACCAUGAAGAAGUUCUCUCGGAUGCCCAAGUCGGAGGGCGGCAGCGGCGGCGGGGCGGCGGGCGGCGCGGCCGGCGGGGCCGGCGCCGGCUCGGGCGGCUCGUCCGUGGGGGUCCGGGUGUUCGCGGUCGGCCGCUACCAGGUCACCCUGGAGGAGUCGCUGGCCGAAGGUGGAUUCUCCACAGUUUUCCUGGUGCGGACUCACGGUGGAAUUCGAUGUGCUUUGAAGCGAAUGUAUGUCAAUAACGUGUCAGACCUUAACAUUUGUAAAAGGGAAAUCACAAUUAUGAAAGAGCUAUCUGGUCACAAAAAUAUCGUGGGUUAUUUGGACUGUGCUGUUAAUUCAGUCAGUGAUAAUGUAUGGGAAGUGCUUAUCUUAAUGGAAUAUUGUCGAGCUGGGCAGGUAGUGAACCAGAUGAAUAAGAAGCUGCAGACAGGCUUUACGGAACCAGAAGUGUUGCAGAUAUUCUGUGAUACCUGUGAAGCUGUCGCAAGGUUGCAUCAGUGCAAGACUCCGAUAAUUCACCGGGAUCUGAAGGUAGAAAAUAUUUUGUUGAAUGAUAGUGGAAACUAUGUACUUUGUGACUUUGGCAGUGCCACUAAUAAAUUUCUUAAUCCUCAAAAAGAUGGAGUUAAUGUAGUAGAAGAAGAAAUUAAAAAGUAUACGACUCUGUCAUACAGAGCCCCUGAAAUGAUCAACCUUUAUGGAGGGAAACCCAUCACCACCAAGGCUGAUAUCUGGGCACUGGGAUGUUUACUCUAUAAACUUUGUUUCUUCGUUCUUCCUUUUGGUGAGAGUCAAGUUGCUAUCUGUGAUGGCAGCUUCACCAUUCCAGACAGUUCUUGUUAUUCCCAUAACAUACAUUGCUUAAUAAGGUUCAUGCUGGAGCCAGAUCCAGAACGUAGACCUGAUAUAUUUCAGGUGUCAUAUUUUGCAUUUAAAUUUGCCAAAAAGGAUUGUCCAGUCUCCAACAUCAAUAAUUCUUCUAUUCCUUCAGCUCUUCCUGAACCGAUGACUGCUAGUGAAGCAGCUGCUAGGAAAAGCCAAAUAAAAGCCAGAAUAACAGAUACCAUUGGACCAACAGAAACCUCAAUUGCACCAAGACAAAGACCAAAGGCCAACUCUACUACCGCCACUCCCAGUGUGCUGACCAUUCAAAGUUCAGCAACACCUGUUAAAGUCCCUGUUCCGGGUGAAUUUGGUAACCACAGACCAAAAGGGGCACCAAGACCUGGAAAUGGCCCUGACACUUUACUGGGUCAGGGGCCUCCUCAGCAGCCGCCCCCGCAGCACCGAGUCCUGCAGCAGCUGCAGCAGGGGGACUGGAGACUGCAGCACCUGCAGCCGCCGCUGCUUCAGGAUGCUUACGCGCAGCAGUAUCAGCAUGCAAUGCAGCAGCAGCACAUGCUUCAGCAGCAGCUCUUAGCGCACUCCGCGUAUCAGCCGCAAUCUGCACCACAGUACCCUACGAUGAUGCAGCAGUAUCAGCAGGCUUUCUUGCAGCAGCAGGUGUUAGCUCAGCGUCAGCAGUCGCGGCAACUGGCAUCACCUGAGUAUCUCACCUCCCCUCAAGAGUUCUCGCCAGCCUUGGUUUCCUACCCUUCCUCACUCCCAGCCCAGGUUGGAACCAUAAUGGACUCCUCUUACAGCGCCAGCAGGUCAGUUGCUGAUAAAGAGGCCGUUGCAAAUUUCACAAAUCAGAAGAACAUCAGUAAUCCACCUGAUAUGUCAGGGUGGAAUCCUUUUGGAGAGGAUAAUUUCUCCAAGUUAACAGAAGAGGAACUAUUGGACAGAGAAUUUGACCUUCUGAGAUCAAGUAAGGGACACUUGAAGGCUUAUUUUGCUUCACAGUAAAAUAACAGCUCUAUUAUUAUUCAGCAAGGCCAAAGACUGUUUUUGAGGGGGUGUAUAGAAAAUUCUUUUUGUGCAUUUGAGGGCAAAAUUCGGGCCAUCUUCUUUUACAUAUACUGUCAAGACUAUUUGUGUGCAUUAGAAAUCAGUUGCUUGAUAAUAGCUAUUAAAUCCAAGAUUGCUGAUAGUGUGCUGAUACCCUGACACUUAAAUACUGUAUAUUUGUGGACGUUAAAUUCAUAGUAUCUCCAAAACAUGGAAAAUUAAUGUUCAAGUAAAAAGGGAGAUGUUAUUAUCUUACCUUCCUAAUCAUUUUGCAACUCCGUCUUCUUGCACACUCAGCGGAAAAUAGUGUGGGUCUGAGAUGCCCUUUGAAAAUGCCUGAAAGAAAACGUGGGCUCCUACAUUAUGUUAAUGUUUCGCAAUCAGUGGUGACUAGGGCUGCUUUGUUGUCCUGAUACAGCAAAAGUUAAAUAAAUUCUUUUUCUCUUUAAA
Messenger RNA from Propithecus coquereli (Coquerel's sifaka), 2380 nucleotides. It is a transcript of the gene BMP2K, whose product is annotated as BMP2 inducible kinase. The coding region runs from base 38 to 1888 and encodes 616 amino acids. The transcript is spliced from 14 exons. The record is from RefSeq and is a predicted model, not a curated record. Gene Ontology annotation, molecular function: ATP binding; protein kinase activity. NCBI's taxonomy places the organism in Eukaryota, Metazoa, Chordata, Mammalia, Primates, Indriidae. Gene Ontology annotation, biological process: protein phosphorylation.